Stylophora pistillata is the source of this 564-nucleotide messenger RNA. Its product is annotated as obelin-like. NCBI's taxonomy places the organism in Eukaryota, Metazoa, Cnidaria, Anthozoa, Scleractinia, Pocilloporidae. Gene Ontology annotation, molecular function: calcium ion binding. The record is from RefSeq and is a predicted model, not a curated record.
AUGUCUGCUAAAAUCGAAUUAAUUAAGAGACGACCGUGGGUGAAAAGGAUAGGGGAUUAUUUUGAUGCGUUAGACCUCAACCAAAACGGUUUUUUAACUCAAGACGAAUUCUUACAGCUGGCGGAGAAUUUGCAAUCUAUGUGCAAGGCCACCCCUUUGGAGAUCACAAAUUCACGCAUCGAACUUUGUCAGUUCUGGAGCGCCGUGGGUUUCAUGCCAGGACAGAAAAUCACAAAGUCCCAGUUUACUGAAGGAUUCAACCGUCUCGCGCGAGAUGAAGUGGAACGGAAGGAGGCAGGCGACAAAGCCUUGCUCGAACAACUAACUGACGCCUUCUUUGACAUCAUGGAUGUGAACAACGAUGGUACGGUAACUCUGGAUGAGCGAAAGAUUUUUAUGAAAGCCCGUAGUUUGGAUCCAAAUGCAGCCGAGGAUUGGUUUAAAUUAGCUGACCGAGACAGGAAUGGAAGAGUGGAACGACAAGAACUCUUCAAGUACGAGUUUGAUUUCUGGUUCCUGCAGAGAUACCGCUGCCUGGAAGAACACUCCCAGUACAACCGCUGA